AUGUUGUCCCCUGCCGCCACCAACGUCACUACUCCGGGCAACACCAACCAACGAGACAUUGCAAGCCUACCAGGCGCACCAGCCUGUAGUCGCAGAACCCGUGAUCAGCUGCCCCCCACUGAUACCCCCACCCCUGGAAUUCCCCCUGAUGACUCUGCACACCCAUCCACUCCCCAUGAUGCCCAAAGAUGA
This is a messenger RNA of Puccinia triticina, 192 nucleotides long. RefSeq lists its product as uncharacterized. Lineage: Eukaryota; Fungi; Basidiomycota; Pucciniomycetes; Pucciniales; Pucciniaceae. The transcript has a single exon. Bases 1 to 192 code for a protein of 63 amino acids. The record is from RefSeq and is a predicted model, not a curated record.